Molecule: messenger RNA, 1424 nt
Organism: Scutellospora calospora
Lineage: Eukaryota; Fungi; Glomeromycota; Glomeromycetes; Diversisporales; Gigasporaceae
Source: the annotation of a GenBank genome assembly
AUAUGGAUAUAAAUAAAAUAUGUAAUAAAGAAACUAUAGAGCCGUAUUUGGAAGCCGAUUUUAAUUUUGAUAUAAAUAUUGAAAAGCCUGUUUUAGGAUCUGAUCUUAUGGGACCAUUAGCAGAAAUUUUACCUACAAAUUAUUCGUACAUAAUAAAUGAAUUUCAUGAAAUCGAUCCAUUAAUUACUGAUGAGAACAUUGUGAUAAAUCAAAUAAUCAGUUUAUUCUAUGUAAAUAUUAAUUCAGCUGAACGUGCAUAUAUGUGGCUUGAAGAGUUUCAUGAAAAAACAAAAACGACAAUGCGCCAAACUAGAGGUCAUAUUCUUAAAGUCAAAGAUAAACAAGGAAAAGGUGUUCAAGUUAAGAAACCACAUAGUGAACGUUUAAGAAAUACUGGCUGUUUAGCAACAAUCGGAUUUCGUAUUGAAAAACGUUAUUUAGAAAGGUCACAUGCUCUUGAAGUAUCUCUUCACUUUACUCAUAAUCAUGUUCCUAAAUCUGCUAUAUCAUUAAGUUUUCGUCCUGUAAAUAUCCAAACAGAGGAAAAAUAUUUAAAACUAUUUCAAUGUGGACAUACACCAUCAACUGCUCGUUAUGAAUAUGAAGAAAAGUUGCAUUUAUUAGCUGAUAAUGAGGAACAUUUAGCAACUAUUUUAGCUGACCGUGCAUUAAAUCCUGAUAGUGGAUAUAUUAUAAAUCUUUAUAAAAAGUUUCGCUUAAUUCAACUUGGUGCACGAAAUGGAAAUAGUAUGUUUGAACGUCUUGAAAAUGAAAUCAAAAAUUAUAAUGAAUUAGGGUAUGGUAAAGCUGUUUUCCAUUCAUUUGAUAAAAGAAAAGGUCAAGCAUUUGUUUUAUGUAUAGUUAGCAGUUUGAUGCAAAGAAUUCACAAAACUAUUAGGCAAGCAGGAGAAAUAUGUUAUAUAGACGCAUCAUCAUCUUUUGAUUCAUUAAAUACUUCAAUAACUCUGUUAUAUACAAGUUGUGCUGUAGGAGCAUUGCCCUUAGGAAUUAUUUUAACAUCUAAUGAAUCAGAAGAUACGCUUGAAUUCGCAUUUAAUUUUUUAAAAACAAUAUUACCUAAGAAGGCAUUCUAUAAUAGAGGACCAGAAGUUGGACCAAGUAUCAUAAUUACUGAUGACUCUUAUGCUGAACGAAAUGUACUUCGACAUUGUUGGAAUCAAGCGAAAAUUUUUCUCUGUGUUUUUCAUAUACUUCAAUCAUUUUGGAGGUGGUUGUGGAAUACUAGCCAUCAUAUUCACAAAGAUGAUCGGUUGUUAAUAAUGCGAUAUAUGAAAUCUAUGGUAUAUGCAUCAACAGAAACUGAAUUAGUAAAUUCAUUUAAAAUUCUACAACAGCAAUACUUUGAAAAAUAUUCAAAUUUUGCUACAUAUGUUAUUCGUUAUUGGAAUAGAAGACAUGAAUAG